Messenger RNA from Strongylus vulgaris, 422 nucleotides. The record is from the annotation of a GenBank genome assembly. NCBI's taxonomy places the organism in Eukaryota, Metazoa, Nematoda, Chromadorea, Rhabditida, Strongylidae.
AUGAUCUUGUUACAUUUGGUCCAGAAAAAAUCAAAAUCAGUAGAACUAUUUAACAAUAAGGAGGCAAGCAGAUUUGCACAGGCUAAUCGCAUCUCCGUGGGAAUUCUUCUUACGUCUCUGCUUUUUGUAACACUACCAAGCAUAGGCGUUGGCUUUGCUAGAAUUAUCCAUUUCCCUAUAUUUAGAACUUUUGGUCCUUUUUACAUACUCGGGCUCCUAGCUGCAGGCUCGUGCAACAGCAUAGUUUACGGUGCGCUGAAUUACGAAAUGCGAACACUGAUCAAAAAUUUUUUUCGAGGAAAAGGAUUUACUGCAAAGAUUGGCACACUAACAAACGUGCCAGCUCCUAAAACAUCAUUUACUGAAAUUGACAAAAGAAUGAGAUCGAUAUGGAGAAAUGGUGAGAUUAUGCUGGUAUAAGC